AAGAGGUCGACAUGUUGUGUGGUGUCCGGUAGCAUGACGGAGCCGCUUAGUGACGCAUGGGCGGCGUGGAGCCAGGGAGGAGAAGGUUAUGAUGUUUCCAGGUUUGAGCUGUGAGGUUGGUGAGAUGGAGGAAGUAGGAAUCAGUGCCCGGCGGAGGGUUAUUAUCUAAUCAGCGAGCGGAGAGGAGGAGGAGAGGGUAGGAGAUGGGGGGAAGUGGGGGACACAGAUGAGUGCCGCUUCUAUACCGGAUGCGGAGAGAAUAUUAGCAACGGAUCAGCCUCCACCAUCACGAAGCAGGCCUCUAUCACCUCUACCCUCUGCUGCUGCUGCGGCUGCUGCUGCUGCUACUGCUGCUGUCUGUAUGCCCAAGCCACCACCAGCAACCAAGUCGCAGCGCAGAACCCCACAACCACCACACUCGCCACCAAGCCGCGGCCCAGGACACACACUCCCGAGUUCUUAGUCGACGUGAACACACUGCCACACGCGUCCACUACCCAUACUGCAUGUGAGCUAAGUGCAGACUCAAGAAACUAGUGAAAUAUACUUUUCAAAUGUACAUGCAUAGAGUGGACUCAAUGACUACUUGGAGCGCAGGAAUAUAUUUUAGAUAUUGCUACUGUGCUUACGGACGUUGACUGUCACUUGGAAAGGGACAGGUGUACCACACAAUGGCCAUAUUUAUGUAGCGUGACGUAAAAAAAGAGGAUACAUUGGGUAGCAUUAAGUAGCACGUUUUUUGUUUUGUUUACGAGAGCAAUAGAGACGAGAACGGGUGUUGUGGGCCAGUGUGGAGGCUGGCAGUGAGUGGCCCCUGUUCCCACCAGGCGAAUGAGGACAUCCUAUGGCAGGAGUUCACAGCCAGCCUCAACCGCUACCACCCUGAACCCCGUAUCCGACUCCUUCACCUUCCUCCUGCGGCCGCCAGGUUCUCUAAAGCCGAGGCAAGGAAGGAAACAAAGUGUUUCGGCCGGGAAAAUUUAAACCAGAAAUUCGAAUAAAAGUGGAUAUUUUUUUAUUUUAAGUUUGUGAAACACUGAAAUGUAUGUGUGAUUUGUUAUUAGAUAAUUAAAAAGCGUUUUGAGUGGUUUGCAUUCAAGUCUGAGAACCAGUUAAGGAGCUACCGAGCCAUGAGAGAGUCCGGGACCACAAUCACAGGUGGGGCUCGAAGGCGGAUAUGUAUAGGAUGUCUGGGAUUACUGGACUCCUUCUUGUCUAUCUUUGUGUUCGCUCCCCUUGUGGUGGGUUACUGGCGGGGUUGCUGGCAGCUUAUGGAUGAGUUCCUGCUGCCGGGACACAAGCAACUGUCGGUCGCUACUUCGUUCGCGAUGGGGGUGUUCUCUGGCAUGUUAUUUUGCCUUCUGCAACGUCCGCUAAAUACUUUCUGCAACCAUUCCCGACGGCCUAGCCUGCACCUCCUUGUGUCUCGGCUCUACACUUCGGUGUACUGCGUGUGCUGUGUCAACCACUGGCGGGGUGUCUGGGCUGCCUGGGAUCUCUACACCGGCAUUUCCUGGCAGUCUGGGGCGACAUCUAUGGGUAUAGGCCUCCUGACACUAGCCAUCACUCGAGGCCUUAAGAACAUCUUGGCUCCACCCUUUAUCGUCGUGACGGACCAUCCUACAGGAUACUUCAAUGUUCCAACUCUCUUCAGAGCAGAGAUUUUGUUGCGUUUUGCGUUACGAAUGACGACCCUCCGAGCAAAGACAUUCUGCUCAGACCCUCCGAGCAAAGACAUUUUGCACAGACCUUCUGAGCAAAGACCUUCUGCACAGACCAUCCGAGCAAAGACAUUCUGCUCAGACCCUCCGAGCAAAGACAUGUUGCACAGACCUUCUGAGCAAAGACCUUCUGCACAGACCAUCCGCGCAAAGACAUUCUGCUCAGACCCUCCGAGCAAAGACAUUUCACUAUCAUAA
Molecule: messenger RNA, 1919 nt
Organism: Procambarus clarkii (red swamp crayfish)
Lineage: Eukaryota; Metazoa; Arthropoda; Malacostraca; Decapoda; Cambaridae
Source: RefSeq, a predicted model, not a curated record